AGGUCGGUAGGACCAGGCGCCGUAAGGCAGGUUCGGAGAGGCGGCGGGAGACGCGAGAAGGAAACGAAGCUGCGAGGAGUGGGCGCUUUGUUCUCUUGGCGGUAAGGGCCUGCUGCCGGGCAUGUGUUCGUGGACCGAGCUAUUGUAGCGGAAACCCCCGUCCCCAGCACAGGUCGGACUCGACUGUGGCUCUCACCCAGGGCCCGCCAUGGCCCAGCAGAGAGCCCUGCCCCAGAGCAAGGAGACGCUGCUGCAGUCAUACAACAAGCGGCUCAAAGACGACAUCAAGUCCAUCAUGGACAACUUCACCGAGAUCAUCAAGACCGCCAAGAUUGAAGAUGAGACACAGGUGUCGAGGGCUACUCAGGGUGAACAGGACAAUUACGAGAUGCACGUUCGAGCUGCCAACAUUGUCCGAGCUGGUGAGUCACUGAUGAAGCUGGUAUCUGAUCUCAAGCAGUUUCUGAUUCUCAAUGACUUCCCAUCUGUGAAUGAAGCCAUUGACCAGCGUAACCAGCAGCUUCGAGCCCUGCAGGAGGAGUGUGACCGGAAGCUCAUCACCCUGCGGGAUGAGGUCUCCAUUGACCUGUAUGAGCUGGAGGAGGAGUAUUACUCGUCCAGCUCAGCGCUCUGCGAAGCCAAUGACCUGUCUCUGUGUGAAGCUUACUGGAGGCUGGACCUCGACACAGACUCUGCUGAUGACCUCUCGGCUCCUCGUCUGCUGUCCCUGGAGACUGGAGCUGGUCCCUUGCAGUCUGCAGCCCCCAUCCACUCCCAUGGUGGUGGCCCUGGCCCUACAGAACACACCUGAGCCUCUUGGGGUACCUCUCAGGGUAGCCCUCCCUGGAGCCCUAGUUUAUCAGAAGGGAAGUCCUGUGGAUACCCACCACAGCCUAGUUUUUUUCAGUCUUAGCUCCAUUGGGGACUUUGAGAUCAGGAGCCACUGUAGCCUCAGGAACCUGGCCAGGCCAGGGCCUGUGAUAGUUGGGGAGUGCUGUUCAGUUAUUUACAGGCAGGUGGCUACCUUCCUGAUUGCCAGGUGGAAGUUUGUCCCAUUGAAGACCUUGAAUAGGGUGGGUGGCUGGUGAUAGGAAGGCAGGUUCAGCUUGUUUAGAAUUGUGAGAUAUUUAGUGGAUCUUAGUCAAGUCCAGUCACCCAUCCUUAGGCUUAGGUUCUAUAUAGAGCCCUGUCCACUGCCUGGUGCCUGGAGCAUAAAUGUCUGCCACAGCUGACAGUCCAAGCAAGAUUGUGUGAGGGGCAGCUAGCCAGGGCAUCUGCCUGGAUUCUCACACCAUUUCCUCCUGCUACUUUUGUAAUGAGACUGUUGAAUAAAACAUCAGCUUUCUG
Grammomys surdaster is the source of this 1347-nucleotide messenger RNA. RefSeq names its product mediator complex subunit 22 (gene Med22). Gene Ontology annotation, molecular function: transcription coregulator activity. Bases 209 to 811 code for a protein of 200 amino acids. Gene Ontology annotation, cellular component: mediator complex. Gene Ontology annotation, biological process: regulation of transcription by RNA polymerase II. The transcript is spliced from 4 exons. NCBI's taxonomy places the organism in Eukaryota, Metazoa, Chordata, Mammalia, Rodentia, Muridae. The record is from RefSeq and is a predicted model, not a curated record.